AUGUACGAGGUGGUGGGAAACCAGUACGUGGUUUCCAGACCUGCAUACUCUGAAAAUGCUUUCCAAGUUGAGAAUCAAAAAGUGAAUAGAUAUCAUAAAAGAUUUCGGGAUCAUCUACGAGAAACUUUUGGGUGCUCAAAGCAGAAGGCUAAACGAAUAGCAUUUACAUUUUUUCCCAUUGCUUCAUGGCUGCCUAUGUACCGAAUCAAAGAAUGGAUUCUCAGCGAUCUUGUAUCUGGAGUCAGCACUGGUCUAAUUGCAGUCCUACAAGGUCUUGCAUUUGCUCUGCUGGUGAAUGUCACUCCAGAUUAUGGACUGUAUGCAGCUUUUUUUCCCGUUAUCAUCUACUUCUUUUUUGGUACAUCUAAACACAUAUCAGUUGGUCCCUUUCCUGUGUUGAGUUUAAUGGUUGGCACAGCUGUGCUGCGGUUGUUUCCUGAUGAUCUAAAUGAUCCAGAUUUGAAUAGCAAAAGAGUUACUGUAGCCGCUUCAGUGACGGUACUAGCUGGGAUCUUCCAGUUGGCAUUAGGACUACUGCAAAUUGGAUUCAUAGUCAUCUACUUGUCGGAUUCCUUGAUUAGUGGUUUUACAACCGCUGCUGCCAUUCAUGUUUUAGUUUCACAGUUAAAGUUUAUAUUCGGCUUAACAGUUCCACCAUUUAGUGGACCUUUGGCCUUGUUUUAUACUUUGAAGGGUGUAUUUACGGACAUCACAAAGACAAAUAUUUGCGACCUUGUGACAUCAAUAAUUAUAAUGGUGGUAGUAUUUGCUGUGAAGGAAAUCAAUGAUCGAUAUAAAUCCAAGAUACCUGUACCAAUCCCUAUUGAAGUUAUAAUGACAGUAAUUGCAACAGGCGUAUCGUAUGCAUUCAAUUUCCAGGCAAUAUAUAAGGUUGACAUUGUUGGAAAAUUGCAAAAGGGUUUUCAGCCUCCACUGGCACCAAGUCUUUCGGUAUUCCAAGACUGUGUAGCUGAUGGCUUUUCCAUCGGAAUUGUCGGAUUUGCUGUAGCUUUUUCUGUGGCCAAAGUCUAUUCCAUAAAGCAUGACUAUGUAAUAAAUGGUAAUCAGGAGCUAGUAGCCUUUGGAUUAAGCAACAUCUUCUGUGGUUGUUUUAGAGGAUUUGCUGCAAGUACUUCAUUGUCGAGGUCUGCCGUCCAAGAAAGCACAGGAGGAAAAACACAGGUAGCAGGACUUUUAUCAGCUAUAAUUGUCAUGAUUGUCACAUUGGCUAUAGGAUUUCUCCUUGAACCACUGCAAAAGUCUGUACUUGCAGCCUUAGUCAUCAUCAAUCUGAAGGGCAUGUUGAUGCAGUUCAAUGAAAUUCCUAAUUUGUUCCGGAAAGAUAAAUAUGAUUGUUUAGUAUGGGUGGUGUCAUUUAUUGCUGCUGUUUUACUCGGUCUUGACCUUGGAUUGGCAGCAGGAGUAGGAUUCGAGUUGCUGACAGUUGUAUUCCGUGCACAAUUUCCAAAAUGUUCCCAGUUGGCAAACAUUGGAGCAACUGACAUUUACAGAAACAGAAAAGACUAUCAAAAUAUCUAUGAGCAUCACGGAAUCAAGAUUUUCAGAUGUCCAUCGCCAAUAUUUUUUGCCAAUAUAGAUUUUUUUAAAGAUAAACUUGUGACUGCUGCAGGCUUUAACCCACUGAGAGUGUUACGCAAACGCAACAAAGCUCUAAGAAAAAUAAAGAAGAUGAUAAGUAAAGGGGAAUUCUAUAUCUCGCCAAAAGGAAUCAUUGCAACAAUAGAAACCAAUUAUGAGUCUGAAGAAGAACUGGACAAUAACAGGAUUGAAGAGUUAGACCAACCAAUAAACACCUCGGACUUGCCCUUUGCUAUUGACUGGAAUUCAGAUCUUCCCAGCAAUUUGAAGGUUCCCAAAAUCGAUGUCCAUAGUCUGAUCAUUGACUUUGGAGCAGUAUCUUUUCUUGAUAUAUCUGGAAUGAAGGGCUUUAAGGCGAUUUUGAAAGACUUUAUCAAGGUUGAUGUGGAUGUAUACAUUGCUGGAUUAGACAGCAAUGUCUUUGAAAAACUUGUAAAAUGUGGAUUUUUUGAUGAUGACAUUACAACCGCAAUGAUUUUCCUGACCAUCCAUGAUGCAGUUUUACAUGUACUAGAUAAGAAAAAUCUGGACAGCUUAGAAAAAUUAAAAGAAGUUAAGACAAAGUUUGAUGCAAGAGAAUAUUCAAAUAGACCAGUAAUCAUGGAUAAUGAAUAUACUGCACUUAAAGUACCCCAGAAUCCUCACAGGACACCCAAGCGCAACUUCAGAGGUGGUAAGAUCACCACGGCUAAUUUGUUCCUUGCUGCCUGGUUGGAUGCCACUGUGCAUCCAAUUGGCGUCAAUGGACUAAGUUACAAUACAGUGUAG
Bufo gargarizans (Asiatic toad) is the source of this 2367-nucleotide messenger RNA. Its product is annotated as chloride anion exchanger-like. Lineage: Eukaryota; Metazoa; Chordata; Amphibia; Anura; Bufonidae. Gene Ontology annotation, cellular component: membrane. Gene Ontology annotation, molecular function: secondary active sulfate transmembrane transporter activity; bicarbonate transmembrane transporter activity; oxalate transmembrane transporter activity. The record is from RefSeq and is a predicted model, not a curated record. Bases 1 to 2367 code for a protein of 788 amino acids. Gene Ontology annotation, biological process: transmembrane transport. The transcript is spliced from 20 exons.